This is a messenger RNA of Penicillium griseofulvum, 1437 nucleotides long. RefSeq names its product glycoside hydrolase family 18 protein. Gene Ontology annotation, cellular component: extracellular region. Gene Ontology annotation, molecular function: chitinase activity. NCBI's taxonomy places the organism in Eukaryota, Fungi, Ascomycota, Eurotiomycetes, Eurotiales, Aspergillaceae. The record is from RefSeq and is a predicted model, not a curated record. Gene Ontology annotation, biological process: carbohydrate metabolic process. The coding region runs from base 1 to 1437 and encodes 478 amino acids. The transcript is spliced from 5 exons.
AUGGGUCGCUAUCAGGGUCUUAUUGCUUGGUCUAUUUGGCUGGCCUCGCUUGCAGGAGUAGAGGCCAAGCUGGACUUGAACUCGACUAGCAACAUUGUUGUUUACUGGGGUCAGAAUUCGUUUAAUGGAAAGGGAGAUCAGGCACAGCAGCCGCUUGCAUACUACUGCGACAAUAAGGACAUUGAUGUGAUACCAAUGGCGUUCAAUAUGAUGGUAAAUGGCCCAGGAGGCGCUCCAGAGAUUGAUUUCGCUGUUACCAGCAAAGACUGCGAGGUCUUCCCAGGCACCCAGUUGAAAAACUGCCCUGCAAUUGGCAAGGAUAUCAAGACAUGCCAAUCAAAGGGAAAGACGAUUCUUCUUUCAAUUGGUGGAGCGACCUACAGCGAGGGCGGCUUCAAGUCUGAACAAGAAGCCAAGAGCGGUGCGAAAUUAAUGUGGGAAACCUUUGGGCCCAAGCAGGAGGGUUCUAAAGCGCUUCGUCCUUUCGGUGACGCCGCCUUAGACGGCUUCGACUUCGAUUUUGAGGCCAAUGUCCAAAACAUGGCCAUCUUCGCCAACGAGCUGCGAGCACUGAUGAAGGCAGACAAGAGCAAGCAGACGUUCUAUUUGACAGCAGCACCACAAUGCCCUUACCCCGACCAGGCAGAUAAAGAUAUCCUCAACGGCCCUGUAUACAUUGACGCGAUCUGGGUACAAUUUUACAACAACUAUUGCGGUGUCAACAGUUUCAACAAGGACAUCUCAAGCAGCAAAUACAACUUCGAAGAGUGGGACAACUGGGCUAAAACGGUGUCUGUCAACAAAAAUGUAAAGGUCAUGAUCGGCGUGCCAGCAUUCACGACAGCAGCUAGCACGGGAUAUAUCCCGGCGUCCGAGUUGGCGAAGGUGAUUGAAUACACGAAGAAGUUUGAGAGUCUCGGGGGUGUUAUGAUGUGGGAUGCCACGCAGGCAUACGGCAACAAUGGGUUUAUCAAGGACGUGCGGAACAGCCUGGGCCCUGCGAAUGAUUCCGGUUCGUCGUCGCCCGAUCCGGUGUCAACCUCGGCACCUACUUCUACGUCCACUGACUCAACGAAGACUUCAUUAUCUUCCAAUGCACCCGUUUCCUCACACUCAUCUUCCUCCUUCUCAUCUGUUUCUGCUUCGCCCAAGGAGGAUGAAGAUAUCAAGGAACACAACCCCGCCGGUCCGACCACCAUUGGUACUGCCUUUAUCACCACCAUCACCGUCGAGAACGGGCACGUCGCUACAGCUACACCUGAGGCAACUGCGGCUCCCACCUCGAGUGAGGACGACCCGAAUAAAAACCAUCUUAGCACAAUCAUCGGCAACGACCUGCUUGGUUUGCUUGGUGGUAUCCGUAAGGCGAACAUAGUUGCUGGCAACGUCGCCCAUUCUCUGAUCGGCCUCCGGCAUGCUCGGCGCAAUCGUAUCUGA